GUUGUGUUAUUAUGGCACGUGUAUUUUGAUCAAAUGUCGUCCGAGAUUAGAAUUUAUGUCAUUUAAUUCAAAUUAUGCACAACGAUCAAAAUGGCUGGACAUUCGUUUUCAAAUUCUAAAAAACAUGUUCAAACAACUGCCAAAACUGAUCCUGUCAUUUUUGGCAUCAACAGUAGCAAUUCGACUGUUAGUUUAAUGAAAAUUGUUAUCUUGGUCAUAUCGGCUUCAUUGGCGUUUUUUGUGCGAUUAUUUUCCGUAUUGCGUUUUGAAAGUGUUAUACAUGAAUUUGAUCCUUAUUUUAAUUAUCGUACAACAAGAUAUCUGGCCGAAAAUGGUUUCUAUAGCUUUCAUAAUUGGUUUGAUGAUCGAGCCUGGUAUCCAUUGGGUCGUAUUAUUGGUGGUACCAUAUACCCAGGAUUAAUGGUUACAUCGGCUGUUCUAUUUAAUUUGCUUCAAAUGUUGAGUUUUCCUGUUGACAUUAAAGAUGUUUGCGUAUUUUUAGCUCCAUUAUUUUCAUCACUUACGACAAUCAUAACAUAUGCUUUAACUAAGGAAUUAUCGAAUGAAGCAUCCGGAUUGGUGGCCGCAGCGAUGAUAUCGAUUGUACCUGGUUAUAUUUCUCGUUCAGUUGCCGGAUCAUAUGAUAAUGAAGGAAUAGCAAUAUUCUGUAUGCUAUUCACUUAUUAUUUGUGGAUUAAAGCAGUAAAAACUGGAUCAAUAUUCUGGUCUUGCCUGUGUUCAUUAGCUUAUUUUUAUAUGGUUUCAUCAUGGGGUGGUUAUGUAUUCCUUAUCAAUCUUAUUCCGUUACAUGUUUUUACAUUAAUGAUUACUGGUCGUUUUAGCAAACGUGUUUAUGUUGCCUAUUCCACGACGUAUUGCAUAGGAACAUUGUUAUCGAUGCAGAUACCGUUUGUUGGAUUUCAACCGGUUCAAUCUAGUGAACAUAUGGCAGCUUUUGGUGUUUUCGGUCUUUGUCAACUUUAUGCUUUCAAUUCGUUUAUUCGUCAAAAACUUUCACAAGAAUAUUAUAGCAUUCUAUUUCGAUCAUUAGUUUUAUUCAUCGGUAUUAUUUCAUUGGCUACUAUUGUUAUAUUGACAAUUAUUGGAAAAAUAUCACCAUGGACUGGCCGUUUUUAUUCAUUAUUGGAUCCAUCAUAUGCCAAAAAUAAUAUUCCAAUUAUUGCAUCCGUUUCCGAACAUCAGCCAACAUCAUGGUCAUCAUUUUAUUUUGAUCUACAGAUUCUUGUAUUUUUAUUUCCCGUUGGAUUAUAUUUUUGUUUCAAAAAUCUUACUGAUUAUAAUAUAUUUAUCAUACUGUAUGGUGUUACUAGUAUUUAUUUUGCUGGUGUUAUGGUUCGAUUAAUGUUAGUAUUGGCACCGGUCAUGUGUAUUCUAUCUGGAAUUGGCAUAUCCAAAUUACUUAGCAUUUAUUGCGGACAUUUGGAUUUGACAACAGGCCAGUCAUCAUCAUUAACAACCCAUCAACAUCAAUCAGAGCGUAAACAAAAACGAAUCGAAAAUAAUUUCGUAAUGAAAAAAGAAGUGGCCACAGUUUUUGUAUUCAUAGCGACUGGUAUGCUUUUAUCGUAUGGUUAUCAUUGUAUAUGGGUUACAUCCGAAGCAUAUAGUUCGCCAUCAAUUGUAUUAUCCGCACGUACGCAUGAUGGGAGUCGAAUUAUAUUCGAUGAUUUUCGUGAAGCAUAUUAUUGGUUAAGAAUGAACACUCCGGAAGAUGCAAAAAUCAUGUCCUGGUGGGAUUAUGGUUAUCAGAUAACAGCGAUGGCUAAUCGUACAAUACUUGUGGAUAAUAAUACCUGGAAUAAUACACAUAUUUCACGUGUAGGUCAAGCAAUGGCAUCGGAUGAACAACAUGCAUAUGAAAUAAUGAAAGAAUUAGAUGUUGAUUAUGUAUUAAUCAUAUUUGGGGGCCUGACUGGAUAUUCAUCCGAUGAUAUUAAUAAAUUCUUAUGGAUGGUACGUAUCGGUGGCUCAACUGAUCGUGGUCGGCACAUAAAAGAACAAGAUUAUUAUACGAGUAGUGGUGAAUUUCGUAUAGAUAAAGAAGGAUCAAAAACUUUAUUGAAUUGCCUAAUGUACAAAAUGUCUUAUUAUCGUUUCGGAUCAGUAUAUACGGAAGGUGGUAAACCACCUGGAUAUGAUCGUGUACGUAGUGUUGAAAUCGGUAAUAAAGAUUUUGAAUUGACCACGUUGGAAGAAGCUUAUACCACUGAACAUUGGUUGGUACGAAUUUAUAAGGUGAAAAAGAUGCCUAAUCGUGGUUGAUGAGCUUUCCUUUUUUGAUAUAAAAAAUUUUAAUGUUUUCGGAAUUUUUUUUUUUGAUUGUAAAUAGUGAGAAUUUACUUAUCUCCUGUCAGCUUUGAUUAAUAAAAUUUAUUUUAUUUUUUCAACCAUUA
Molecule: messenger RNA, 2414 nt
Organism: Dermatophagoides pteronyssinus (European house dust mite)
Lineage: Eukaryota; Metazoa; Arthropoda; Arachnida; Sarcoptiformes; Pyroglyphidae
Gene: Stt3A
Product: catalytic subunit 3A of the oligosaccharyltransferase complex
Biological process (GO): post-translational protein modification
Cellular component (GO): membrane
Molecular function (GO): dolichyl-diphosphooligosaccharide-protein glycotransferase activity
Source: RefSeq, a predicted model, not a curated record